AUGAUGCAACAAUAUCAGGAUUCGAUGGCUAUUGUUGCUCGUCAUGGUAGACCAGAUUUAUUUAUCACAAUGACGUGUAAUCCAAAUUGGAAAGAGAUACAGGAAAAUUUAUUCCUCCAUCAAACUGCUGCUGAUAGACCUGAUAUAAUUCCCUCUGAAAAUUUAGUCCUGAAUCGAACUUCUUUGCAGCAAUUACGUGAAACAAAUCGACACUAUCAGUAUGGUGAAGCAAAAUCUGAGUUCAUUGACAACUUAAGUAACAACAAUCGUUUGGUGGUUCACUGGGAUGGAAAAAUUUUGGCCGAUUUAGUCGGUAGAUUCAGUGUGGAUCGAAUAGCAGUUACUGUUAGCUACAAUGGAACGUCUAAAUUUUUGGGUGCUCCCAAAAUUGAAUCGGGUACCGGUGAGAAUAUCGCUCAAGCCGUUUACAAUACUCUAGUGGAAUGGGAAAUUUCUGGAAAUGUUGUGGCUGCAAGUUUUGAUACUACUUCUUCAAACACAGGCCUUGAACGGGGUGCUUGUAUUAUUUUAGAUGACUUCCUUGAUCGAAAACCGCUUCGUUUUGCAUGCCGCCAUCACAUCUGUGAGAUUUUACUUAAAGAUGUUUUUGAAAAAAAGUAUGGUAAAAGCAAUGCACCUGAAACUUUAAUUUUCAAUCGAUUUGCGGAUAUGUGGCAUAAUAUCGAACAAGGUCAAUUCAAUUACGGUAUUGAUGAUCAAAUUGUUACCUCAAAAAUUUCCGACGAUGAAUGUGCAGAAAUAAAACAGUUUUGCCGAAAUCAGCUGCAAAAAAGUCAAAUCCGCGGUGAUUAUAAGGAACUCUUGGAGCUUACGAUCACAUUCCUUGGUGAAAAUGUCGGUCCAUUUCGAACAUGUGGUGCAACAUCUCACGCAAGAUUUAUGUCAAAGGCAAUUUACUGUCUGAAAAUUUUUCUAUUUCGUGACCAAUUUGAUUUGACUGCAAGAGAACUUAAUUGUAUUCGAGACAUCUCAAUUUUUGUAGUUAAACUUUACAUCAAGGCCUGGUAUGGAUGCACGAAUCCCAUUGAAUGUCCUAAUCAAGAUUUGAAUUUUUUGCACGAAGCUUUCGACUUUUCCAAAAUCGAUAAAGUUGAGUCUCAAUCGGUAAUUGAGAAGUUUAAGAAUCACUUGUGGUAUUUGACUCCAGAAACAGUGGGACUGGCAUUUUUUGAUCCAAAUGUUUCAUUUGAUAUCAAAAGAAAAAUGGUUAAUCGUCGGAAAGCAAAGAAUCCUACAGUGGUUUUGAUCAAACACCGAACGUUUCCAAAUGUGCAACAUUUGUUGACUUGCGAUUUAUCUGAUUUUGUUUCGCACUAAACAAAACUUCUCUUCUCCAAUUUUGAAAUUCAAACUGAAUUUUUCAAACUGGACCCAUCGUUAUGAAAAGAUAAUGAAGAAUAUCAAACUGCUUUGGAAUUCUUUCAAAAUUUAUUCGUAGUUAAUGAUGCUGCAGAACGUGGCGUUAAAUUUAUGAAAGAUUACAAUCGUAUUUUAACACGCGACGAAGAAGAGGCUCAGUUCAUACUGCAAGUUGUAGACUUAUAUCGGAAAAAAUAUCCGUCACAUACAAAAUCGUCAUUGACUGAACAAUCUUAAGCGCUGUAAUUUGUUUCUCGUUUUAAUUCAAACGAUAAAUAUACAAUUACAUAUAAAUAUUAGUGUAUUAUAUUAAAGUCGCAAUUUAUAUUGUAAAAACAUU
Messenger RNA from Leptopilina heterotoma, 1720 nucleotides. RefSeq lists its product as uncharacterized. The record is from RefSeq and is a predicted model, not a curated record. Lineage: Eukaryota; Metazoa; Arthropoda; Insecta; Hymenoptera; Figitidae. The coding region runs from base 1 to 1338 and encodes 445 amino acids. The transcript is spliced from 3 exons.